Camelina sativa (false flax) is the source of this 1023-nucleotide messenger RNA. Its product is annotated as cytochrome c oxidase subunit 5b-1, mitochondrial. Gene Ontology annotation, biological process: mitochondrial electron transport, cytochrome c to oxygen. Gene Ontology annotation, cellular component: mitochondrial envelope; respiratory chain complex IV. NCBI's taxonomy places the organism in Eukaryota, Viridiplantae, Streptophyta, Magnoliopsida, Brassicales, Brassicaceae. The record is from RefSeq and is a predicted model, not a curated record.
UUAAACUUGGGAAAAUUUCAUUGUACCUUCUAGAAAAUUCUCAAUACAAAAUCUCAUGUCACAGUUUGUGAGUCGUUGCGACUCAAUUUCGCACGUGUCAAUUAUCCGCACGUGUCAAGUCAACCGCGAUUGAACAAUUCUCCCCCAAGGGGCUGCGCCAUUUCGCCGAAGAGAGAAGCCUUGAAGUGGUGACCUGAGAGAUCACACAAACUACGCCAUCACACGCCCUUUCAUCAUCAUCAUGUGGAGAAGAAUCGUCUCUUCUCAUCUCAAAACCCUAGCAACAGCAGCCGGUUCCGCCGCCGCCGCCUCUGCUUCUUCUUCCUCUCGCCGAUUAGUGGUCGUCUCCAAUCCCGUUGGUCUCCAUCACUCCACCACCCGAUCAUCCAUUUCCGCAUCUUCAUCUGUUUUCCCUCGCCAUUUCAGCUCCGAAUCAGAGACAUCUGUGAAGAAGAAUAAUGUACAGGAUGUAAUGCCUAUCGCAACUGGACAUGAGAGAGAGGAGCUUGAAGCUGAACUUGAGGGAAGGAGGCUGCUUGACAUCGACUUCCCUGAAGGUCCUUUUGGUACUAAGGAAUCUCCCGCUGUCGUAAAGUCUUACUAUGACAAGAGAAUUGUCGGAUGCCCUGGUGGUGAAGGCGAGGAUGAACACGACGUAGUAUGGUUCUGGCUAGAGAAAGGAAAGUCAUUUGAAUGUCCAGUGUGCUCUCAAUACUUCGAGCUCGAAGUGGUUGGUCCAGGCGGACCACCAGAUGGUCACGGUGACGAUGAAGACCACCACCAUUGAUUCGAGUCUUUUUACUCAACCGCAAAAUAUUUUCUUCUAUAUUAGUGUGAGUGGAAUAAAUAUAUCUCGUUGGUGAGAACACUGGAAUAUGUUUUUUUGAUCCUCGAGAGGACACCACCACUUUUAUAUGCCUCUAGGCUCUCUAACCCUUUUUGCGUUAAAAAAAUCUCUUCAGACUUUUGUUUUUAUGAAUGAUUCUCCCGAGUCAGAAUCAUUCCUCUCUUUUUGAAUUAUAA